AUGGCCACCACCGCUGCCGUCGCUCCAGAUCCUGAGCCUCCAACCUUCCCAAUCGAUAUAUCGCCAAUAACACCUACAGAUUAUGGUACUUUCGUUACCAGGUCCUUGGCACGCGGAAAGCGAGAUAACGAUUCCAAUUCCAUCGACCAGAGAACUUUGCGCAACUGCUUGUCCCUUGCUUCGUCGUUCCUGAUGACAGACACAGCCAUAGACCCUCGAUGCGGGGCAGGCACCUGGUCCACCGGCCUCCUCCGCCUCGUGGACCUGGUCAUCGUUCUCCACAGAAGAAAUGAGCUCGAACUCGAAACUCUUAACUCUGCAUCAAGAGCUUGUUCAGAAUGCUGGACGGCAACUGGGAACUGGAGGGGGCUGGCCGAAUGUAGGCAGUGUGUACGAGAAGCAGCUGAGAAGCUGAAGAAAAUUCUGGAUCCUGACAAAACAUACAAAGGUGAACGUAUAUAUGCCCCUUGA
Messenger RNA from Psilocybe cubensis, 471 nucleotides. RefSeq lists its product as uncharacterized. The record is from RefSeq and is a predicted model, not a curated record. The transcript has 3 exons. NCBI's taxonomy places the organism in Eukaryota, Fungi, Basidiomycota, Agaricomycetes, Agaricales, Agrocybaceae. Bases 1 to 471 code for a protein of 156 amino acids.